GGCUCGGCGCGCCCGGGCGUCAGUCGGGCCGCGGCGACGGCGGCAGGAGCGCGUCCCGGCGCCGCCUCGGGGUUUCUCGGUUCCCGGGCUGCUCCUGGAAGAGAAGAGCGAGGCGAGGCGCAGGGCCCGCGGGCCGGGCGCAUGGCUUAGGGACGUCCCCGCCCGCCGCGCCCCCAGCAUGGGGAAACUUCACUCCAAGCCGGCCGCCGUGUGCAAGCGCAGGGAGAGCCCGGAAGGUGACAGCUUCGCGGUGAGCGCUGCCUGGGCUCGGAAAGGCAUCGAAGAGUGGAUCGGGAGGCAGCGCUGCCCCAGCGGCCUCUCGGGACCCCGGCAGCUGCGGUUGGCAGGCACCGUUGGUCGAGGCACCCGGGAGCUCGUGGGCGAGGUUUUCAGAGAAGAGCCAAGUGAGGAGGAAGAGGACUUCCGGCUAGAAGUGGCCCUGCCGCCUGAGAAGACUGAUGGCCUGGGCAGUGGAGAUGAGAAGAGGAUGGAGAAAGCCAGUGACUCUUGCCCAGCCUCCAAGAAGCAGUUGAAAUUUGAAGAGCUACAGUGUGAUGUGUCUGUGGAGGAGGACAGCCGGCAGGAGUGGACCUUCACCCUGUACGACUUUGACAACAACGGCAAGGUCACCCGUGAGGACAUCACCAGCUUGCUGCACACCAUCUAUGAGGUGGUCGACUCUUCCGUGAACCACUCCCCGACGUCAAGCAAGACUCUGCGGGUGAAGCUCACUGUGGCCCCAGAUGGGAGCCAGAGCAAGAGAAGCACCCUUGUCAACCAGGCUGACUUGCAGAGUGUGAGGCCCAGAGCAGAGACCAAACCUGCUGAGGAGCUUCGAAGUUGGGAGAAGAAGCAGCGAGCCCCGCUCAGGUUCCAGGGUGACAGCCGCCUGGAGCAGUCUGGCUGCUAUCACCACUGCGUGGAUGAGAACAUCGAGAGGAGAAACCACUACUUAGAUCUCGCAGGGAUAGAAAACUACACAUCCCAGUUUGGGCCUGGCUCCCCUUCAGUGGCCCAGAAGUCAGAACUGCCCUCCCGCACCGCCAACCCUACUCGAUCUCGCUCCCACGAGCCAGAAGCCAUCCACGUCCCACACCGGAAGUCCCAAGGUGCGGACCCAGGCUCCUUCCACUUCCUUGACACCCCAUUUGCCAAGGUCUCGGAGCUCCAGCAGCGGCUUCGGGGCACGCAGGAUGGGAGCAAGCACUUUGUGAGAUCCCCCAAGGCCCAGGGCAAGAGCAUGGGUGUGGGCCAAGUGGCCAGAGGGGCCAGAAGCAAACCCCCUCUGGCACCUGCUGUCCCUACCGUGCCCUCCUCUGCCCACCUGGCUGGCAGUCCAGCCCUUCUCCCCAGCCUGGCGCCCCUGGGGCACAAGAAGCACAAGCACCGAGCCAAGGAGAACCAGCCGGGCUGCCGGGGCCUGCAGGCACCACUGGCCACUGGGAGUGCCGUCUUGGGACGGGAGCAGGUGAGGGAGCUGCCCGCCGUGGUGGUGUAUGAGAGCCAAGCUGGGCAGGCGGUCCAGAGACAUGAGCACCACCACCACCAUGAACAUCACCACCAUUACCACCACUUCUACCAGACCUAGAGCCUCACCAGGGCCUUCCGCCAUAUGAAGGACCCUCCCUGACACCCCAAGGCAUUAUUAUUCUAUUAAUUAUUGUUAUUAUGAUGAUUAUUGUUAUUAAUAAUUAUUGUUACUCCACUAAUAUUUAGGUAGCCUUCAUGUAGGAGAUAUAUGGAAACACAGAACUAAACUUUAAUUUAUAUGUGGGACUGUGUAACUUACCUGAGAACUGACUGUGGGUUGGGACUGCAGCCACAGGAGCCCCCAGCCCCAACUCCGCCCCCCAGUCUCUUCCAGGAGAACCCCUUUCCCCUGUCCAGCUUCGAGGCCCUCAAAUCUCCAAUAAGACAAACAGCUGCUACCUCUUAGUUCCUCCAAUUCAGUUUUGCCCUCACCUGAUUGCAUUGCGCUCCCAGGGAUUUCAGCGGACUACAGAUGUGCGACCUCCUUGCUGUUGUUUUUAUGUCGGAACCUUAGCUGUCCUUUCUGGAGUCACCUUUCAUGCCUUUCCAGUGGAAUCAUGCUCCUUGCCUCAAACCAGCCUCAGCUUUUUUGCCAUGUGCAACACAAAAAUACACUUCUCCUUCUCCUCUUUCUCCUUUCUUCUUUCAAAGAUGCACACAGGUUAAGGACCGUCCCUGUAACCAUCCACUAUGCUUCUCAUUUUGGAAACUGCUGGGGAAAACCAGCUACAUAAACAAGCAGGUUUUCCAGGAUCAAGCAAUUGUGUGGUGUUGGUUGUGACUGAGCAUAUGGAAAUGUGGUGUUUUAACAUUAGCAAGCACAUACCUACGUGGUUCUUGGCAGCUUUCUGUGCUUUAGGUAGAUGCUGCUGCCUGUGUCUCUGUACCUUUUCAUAAAUAUGCUCUCAGGUAUUUUUGCUGAUGUGCAAGACUGAAGGUCUGCUUCUCUGGGUGUUUCCUGAGUCCAGAUGUGACCAUGUGUGUUUGCUGAUGGGGCUGAUGUCCAUCAGAUACAAAUAGCCACUUGCCUCUCCUCGAAGGACCUUUCUCAGGGCUUGGGGUCUGCAGAUUUGAAGAGACCUGUUAGAGUGUAGAAGCUCAGAGGACUGCGGACGGUGGUCCGAGUUAGGAUCCUGAGUAACCAUCUUCCACAGAGUAGGGUUUCGUGUAGCCAGGGCCUGGGGAGACCAGGAAAUAGACUACUAUUAACCAUAAAACUGAUUCCAUACUCAAAUUGGGUAAUUUGAGGAGAGUUGAAUAAAGGGUUAUUGCCAAAGUGUCUUCAGAACCUCAGGAUGGCAUUGUGGUGGGCUACUCUAACCCCUGGGCCUGAGGUGGGCCAUCUUCCAAAUUGGGCUGGGCACUGAGGACACCUGAAGGAGCCAUGAUCUUUGCUCAAGGGAUGCAUCCAGCUAUGGGGACCUGCCAGGGAGACAAACAUCCUCGCCCUUCUCUGCUCUGAGUCCUGGUGAAGACAUUUGCAGCCAGGGGACCAGGGAGCUUGGCAGUGUGGGUCUUCAGAGCAGUGAAUCCAGAUAUCAGCUGCCCUCAGCUGCCCUCUUUUUCUGCUGCACUGUCCCCUGAUUGGGACCCUUGAGCUAAAUUAAUGUAGUUAGCAAGCAGUUAUUUCUGAAGGUAGCGAGUUUGAGUUGUAUUCUGUGAGAUACAUCAGUACAGGACCUCCCUACAAGACAGGCCGCGCAAGGUCAGGGAGUGUGUCUGUAGCUCAGAGAGGGUAAGGCAUUCUUUGGAGACCACAUAGGAGGUAGUAGUGCUGGGAUUCUAGUCUCCCGUAGGAUCCCUUAACCACUGUGUAGGGUGUAACUCUAUCCAGUCAGGAUCCACCUCAAGUGAGGUAAAUAUACCCAGACUAGCAAAGGAGGGAGCUGGCUUGAGAUAACAGGAUCCAGGUAUGAAUGAAGCUGGGGCUUGGUUUUGUCUUUCCCUCUCUGGCCUCCCUGUGUCAAGCCCUGGCUGUGGAAUCCUGGGUCCCACAGCAGAAGGGAAGGUUCUUUUACUAGAGAAAAGCCCUGCAAAGACACGAAUUGGUUUAGACCAUCCCUGGAUCAGUCACCAUGACCUGUCGGGGGUCACACAUCCACUGGUGGCAACACCAGCCACAGGGAGGGGUGCUGGGCAGAUGCGGAUUAAUGGCUCCUAGGCCCAGAGUGCCAUGGCAGUGGAGCCCAGCCAGUGUUGGACUUGCUGGUGUCAGAGCAGUCAGCCUCAGAGGAGGUCACUGCCCCCUCCUGCCCCACCCUUUGAGGGUUCUAUUUUUUGUUGGGAACUGGGAUGUCCCCAGCUUCUAAAAAUCACUUACUAAGUAGUGCUGUGUACAUGUGAGAGAUUCAAAUAGUAUAAAAAGUGUAUAGUAAAGGUCAACUUGCCCCUGUCCCAGCCCACCAGCAUCCUGAUGCUGGCUUCCUGGGGCCUUCUGGCCUUGCAGGUGUGGGUGCUGGUUGAGAGGACAGUCUCUGGUGCCUGGGUUCAAGGCCCGGCACUCUCUCCACAGCCGUGCCUCCGUGUCCCCUUGGCAAGCACCAUCAAUGUGUCAGCCAUCCUUCAUUACCAGAAUAAAAGCAUGUGUGUAAGAUACAUCCCCAUAUAAAUUUUGUAAUUUUAAAACAUUCCACACACAAAAUUUGAAACGCAAAAUUGUAUAACAGUAACUAAACACACCACCUAGAGUUUACAAAUGCUGAUGUUUUGCGGCAUUAAUUUUAGAUCUAUUUUUAAGAAAGAAAUCCCUGUAGUUACUGCCUAAUCCCCUUCCCACCCCACCCUUUUAUUUUUACUCAAGGAACAGCAUACUAUUCAUACUUGUGCCCUUUUUCUCUGCAACCUAAUAUAUCUGGAGAUCUUACCCCUCGGUCAUGGAGCUCUGCCCCCUUCUCCUAACAGCUGUUCUGCCUUCUCUUGCUUAGAGGCACUGUCCCCUCCUGGAGGCCUGUGAGUCAUCUCUCGUCCCACGCUCUGACACACACCCUGUAUGUGAGGGCCCUUGUAUAUGCCUUGCCUCCCUGUGCACUGGCAAGAGGACCGGUGACAGAAGGCUUCGACACAACGGCCAUUUCGAUGCUAUUGUAAGUGACCUUUGGAAGUGGUUGUAUGACAUUAGAAAUUGAAACAAGAAGAAAGAAGAUAAAAGGGAGGGAGAAAGGGCAAGGAGGUGAGGGAAAGCAAGUGAGGGGUAGCCAUGUGAGGUUUUGAGCACAGGCUCCUGCAGGCCACCGUGGACAAGAAGUAUGAUCUUGUUUUAAAGCUGACCCCUGUUCCCGAGAACAGGUGCUGUUUCUGAGCCUUGAACUCAGCAUCAUGAGGGUCCUGGGGUAUGGAGAACAUGCAAGGAGAAGGACUUGCUGGCUGUGGGCACACAUGCACAUGGCAUUAGCUGGUUGGCUGCAGAACAACCCAUAUUUCUGCUGUGUCACUGGGUGCUGAGACCACCAGAAACCAGGGCCUGCUUUCCUCUCCCAAGAGGCUGGGGUGGGAGAGCUCAUGUGCAGCAUGCCAAUAAUACUUUUCAGCAAAGCAAACAGCCAGGAGGAGUUGUUUUUUGGAGGGGGACAUUCCCUCCUUUUCUCGCAGUCAAAUCCCAAAUUAUUGCUGGGCUAGAGAAAAGGUGAUCUCAGAGGUGCAGGCCUGCCUGCACCUCAGUACUGGAUGUGGCACAUUAAUUACCCAGCUGCUGCAAGGCCUGUCCGUACCAUGGGGCCCUAACAUGUGCUCAGAGCCAGCAGGCUGAGAAUGCACCCUCAGCUCCUGGAAGAUGGGGCUGCUGGCCAUGCAGCAGAUGCCCAGGCAUGUACAAGGGUGAGUUUUACAGAGUGAACAUAGAUGGGUCAGCCACCAGCUUUAUUGACUCCUAAAAGCCAUGCCCAGGGCCCCUUUCCAAGGCAUCAUACUUUUAUCACAUUGCACAGUCACAGCUUUGGGGGGUGGGGUCGGGUCUGGUGCUUGGUCCCAUCAUCUGCCACAGCAGCAGACCUUUGAACCUAACUAAGCCUUCCCUCAGGGCUGCCACCUUCCAGUGACUUUCCUAGUAGCGUAGAGCUUCCCAGACCUUGCAUCUCCUCCAGCAUGAGGAGAGGCAUGAGCAUGAGCUGACUCAGCAGGAGAAGUCCUGUGGAGGGACUGGCAGAGCCCAGCUUUGGUACCCAUCCCCAGCUAGCUAGUCACGUAGACAGCAUCCUCUUUCCCCUGCUUCUCCAACUUAAAACAAUCCUAUUAACCCAUAACCUUGGCAGAGACAAGAGGAUCCCUCCUCCACCAGUGACCCCCAGGCAAAGUUUUGGCCCAUGCCAGCCUGUUGGCAGGGGUGGAGGCAGGCAGAGCCCAGUGCAGUACAAGGAGGGUACUUUUGAUGCACUCCUCACUCCCAGAAAAAGGUGCUGCAGUUGGGCCUAAAGACCACACAUGGCCUAAUGACCCACAGGGCCCGCGCCUUGGCACAAGCAGGGUGGUGGCCCAGGGGCUGCCUCAAGGAGGAUGAGCACUAACUGGUACAGGAGACAGAGCCCUGCCCUUCCUGGGAACCCAAUACUAUAUGGAUGUUGGAGCAAAUGGCCAUGAUGGCCAAGAGACAAGACUAGAGAAUCCUGUAACACACCCCUGCCCUUAUCCUAUAGCCAACAGCCCCCUAAGAGAGCCAUAUUUACUGAGACUGACUGUCCUCCACCUAGGGUGAUCUGAGUGAGCUGUUGUGCAGAGACCACACAGUCUCUGCCCUCCCUGGCUCUCGGGAGACAGGCACAAAUUCUUGAAAACCUCACUCUCCAACCUUCACACGUGUCCUCAGGGCCCUGGACCAAGGCCAGCCUGGAGAACUGUGGUCCUACCUUUUGCAGAGCCCACUUGGUUGCAAGCUUGUGGAGUCCGGCUCUGCCACCAUGAGGCGCUGCUGCGGGGUCACAUCUGAGGGCUCUUCCUCAGCUCCCCGUCUGCAGGGAGAGAGAUGUGAGGAGAGGAUUAGAGUCUUUAAGGCUAGAGUACAGGUUCCUUGAGGAACUAUCAGGGCUCCAGAACAAGCCUGAGAAGAAGUCCAGGACACCCUGGAUGUCACUCAGAUCUCAGUGUGAGCCACAGAGAAGGACCAAGAGCGUGGAAAGACUUAGCCUUUCGCCACUUGAACUCUGACCUCCACCUACACCACCAAAGCAAUUUUUUCUAGGCAUUUCUGACUGCAGCUUUCCAGAUGCUUCUGUCAAGGCUGGCGGCCUGCUUUUCCUUUCCCAACAAGGCCUCACUUCCUAGAGCUGCCCUAGCUGGUAACUGGGUAGAAGCGGGCAGGCGGUGGGAGGAUUGGAUCCCCAGUUCUGGCGUUGCCUUUCUCCUGGUCUGCUAGGUCCCUGCAGGCAGGGGCUUCGGAGGCAGUGCUGUUUCCUUAGAGUACGCACUUAGUAGACAGUUGAUAAGUGGAAGGGAGGUAGGAGGGAGGGACGGAAGCGUUCACACCUCUGACUGUCCAUGCAUGGCAUCCUCCUGCCUGUGUGUCCAGGAACAUUUCAAAUAAAAUUUUGGGAAAGCAA
Messenger RNA from Cavia porcellus (domestic guinea pig), 7058 nucleotides. RefSeq names its product NKD inhibitor of WNT signaling pathway 1 (gene Nkd1). The record is from RefSeq and is a predicted model, not a curated record. Lineage: Eukaryota; Metazoa; Chordata; Mammalia; Rodentia; Caviidae. Gene Ontology annotation, biological process: negative regulation of Wnt signaling pathway. Gene Ontology annotation, molecular function: calcium ion binding. The transcript is spliced from 10 exons. Gene Ontology annotation, cellular component: cytoplasm. The coding region runs from base 179 to 1588 and encodes 469 amino acids.